UUGAGUCUGUUUCCCGUGCUGGUAAAGGAUAUUCACAAUUUGCUACAAAUACUGAGCGAAUGGACGAAAAGAUUCAUGGGAUGUUAAAAAUUGCUAUAAAACCUUCCAUUAAGGAUUAUAAUAUUACUUGGACUGACCAGAUCAUUGAAGUUUCUUUGCAAACGGAAACUAAUACAUGUUCUAUUCUAUUAGAUCCUGUAAUUUUACAAGGAUCAAAAAUACAUACACUUGCUGCCAGAAAACUUAUUCAUGAUCUUGAAAACGAAACUUCAUUUAUUCAUAAGCACCCAAAAAAUAGCGGAAAAACUAUGCCAAACUCACUUAUUC
Molecule: messenger RNA, 327 nt
Organism: Racocetra persica
Lineage: Eukaryota; Fungi; Glomeromycota; Glomeromycetes; Diversisporales; Gigasporaceae
Source: the annotation of a GenBank genome assembly